Molecule: messenger RNA, 387 nt
Organism: Bipolaris oryzae ATCC 44560
Lineage: Eukaryota; Fungi; Ascomycota; Dothideomycetes; Pleosporales; Pleosporaceae
Exons: 1
Coding region: 1-387 (128 amino acids)
Source: RefSeq, a predicted model, not a curated record
AUGAGGAUUGUGGCACUGACAUGCAACGACGUCAUUGGGAACAUGUCGGAGCAAGCCCGUAUCGGUACUACUACGCCGCCUCAGUCAACACAUUGGAACAAGCGAGUCUUCUGGACGCAACCCCGGCUUGCUCGCGACUUUGUGGUUUACUGCAUACAGCAAAGGCAUGCGUCUUUGCAGCCAAAGGGACUUGGGCGCGCCCGGUGCAAGUGGAACAGCCUAGCGGCUAGCGGGCAACAGCGAAGCGCCCGUUGUGAGGGCAGCAUAAGAGUGGCCCGCCGUGAUGCAGAGGAGCUCGGCCUGACAUUGCAGAGCGGGCGUUUGCAAUGCAACUCGACGGUUAUGCUCUGCACCUCAUACAGCACUGGCACCCAACAUGUUCCAUGA